AUGAGCGACGAAAGCCAGCCCCCGAGCCCGACACCUGGCGGGUCGCCCAUCCUAGCGAACCCCUCCUUCGGUUCCUAUGUCGAUCUCUCGACACACCGACAGAACAAGGGAAAGCGAGAGGACAGCUUUCGGCCGGCACCGCCGUGCGACAACUUCGGCGUCGCUAUCGUUUGCGCUCUUGCUAUCGAGGCCGCUGCUGUGCUCGAGCUGUUCGAGGAACGAUGGGAUAACGCGGGGUUGGACAGGGCACCUGCCGAUACAAACUCGUACUCGUUCGGUUCCAUCGGUUCCCAUACCGUCGUUCUCGCGCAUAUGCACAGCAUGGGCAAGGUGGCCGCCGCGACCGUUGCAGGGAAUCUCCGCGCCAGCUUCCGCCAUCUCAAGCUCGUCCUCGUCGUCGGCAUCUGCGGCGGUGCUCCCAACGCCCCCAACAAGCCGUGCGAUGAUGUCUUUCUCGGUGAUGUGGUCGUGAGCACCGGCGUCAUCCAGUACGACUUUGGGAGGCGGUUCCCGGGCGGUUUCGUCCGCAAAGACACUCCCCGCCACAACCUGUCCAGACUGUCCGUUGUAGCCGAUGGUGUGCUGGCCAAACUAAAGGCCGCCGAGGCCGGACGCGGCAGAGAGUUCUCCCGUAGCGUGUCUCGCCACCUCGACGCCCUUCAGCAGCAGCUAGGCCCCGACGCAGCCUAUCCUGGUCGGGAAGGAGACCGGCUGUUCCAACCGGACUACCUUCACAAACACCACGAGCUCUCAGCAUGUUUAGUAUGUACUGGGAAUGCGGGUGCCGUCUGCGACGAUGUAACUGAGAAGAGCUGCGAAACGCUCGGGUGCAGCCAGCAGGUGUCCAACCUGGUAGCCCGCUCGCCGCCGGGACACAGAUCGCAACCAACAGUGCAUUUCGGCCUCGUCGCCUCUGGGGACACCGUCAUGCGCUCCGGGAGAGACCGGGACGAGAUUGCUCGCCGGGAUGGCGUCAUUGCCUUUGAAAUGGAAGGGGCCGGGUGUUGGGAAAUACUGCGUGAAUGUUCUUGUUUGAUUAUCAAGAGCGUCUGUGACUACGCUGAUAGCCACAAAAACAAGAUGUUUCAGGGCUAUGCCGCUGUGGUAGCAGCAGCCACAGCCAAAGCUCUGCUCGAGAGCUGGGACACCCCAAUCCAGUUGCUGGGAAGGCUCGAGACCGUGCCGUAUAUGGAUCGGAAAGAUCGAAACCCGCGUCGAGUUCCGGGCACUUGCGAGUGGUUCGUGGGCCACGAACUUUUCCGAAACUGGUUAAGGGGCUCCCAACAGAAAGACUGCUACCAGACGCUCUGGGUAUCCGCGGACCCCGGGUGCGUUCUUCCGAGUACUCAAUACAGGACAACGUGCUAUUUCUUCUUCAAGGACGACUUCGAGGACCAAAAGACUACAGUUAAUGCUAUUUGUUGCAUCCUCCACCAGCUCUUCACCCAGAAGCCCGUUCUUUUCUCCGACGCCGUCCGCACCCGACUUAAGGCGGAGGGCGACAAGCUUAUCCGUUCAUUCCGAGCCCUUUGGGAGCUUCUGCUCGGCGUAGCACGAGAAGAGGACGCUGGAGAGAUCAUUUGCGUCCUUGACGCUCUCGAUGAAUGCGCGGCAGACGACCGCCAGAUACUCUCUGAGGCGCUGCUUGACCAACAUCGCACAAAGAAGGCAACAAAUCUGAAGUUCCUUCUCACGAGCCGGCCAUUUGGGUCUAUUAGGCGCGGCUUUCAGCCGCCCGACAUGGCAGAGCUCGCGGUUGUCCAUCUGAGCGGGGAAAGCGAGGAAGAGAUGAAGCAAAUAUCCAAAGAGAUCGACAUCUUCAUUGAAGCUAGAGUCCAGGGCGUAGCGGCAAAGUUAAAUCUCGACAAGGACGAACAAGACAUGCUACUCCGUGGUUUGCUGAAUGUGCCAAACCGCACCUAUUUAUGGGUGUAUCUCACCCUCGACCACGUUGAGAGGAGCGAGAACAUCAGUAAACGCAAGAUCAGAGAGGCACCUUCGCAGCUCCCGAAGUCAGUCGACGAAGCAUAUGAAAAGAUUCUUUCCACGAGCUGCGCCCCGGGGGAGGCUCGGAAAAUUCUGCAUAUCAUCGUGGGGGUGGAGAGGCCAUUAACAGUCCGUGAAAUGAACUUUGCGUUGACGAUACGCCCCUCGCACCAGUCAUACCAAGACGUUGAGUUGGAUUCCGAUGAGCGGUUCCGAGAGCGGCUGAGAAAUAUCUGUGGCCUCUUUGUGACUGUCAUUGACUCGAGGAUAUAUUUGCUUCAUCAGACCGCUAGAGAGUUCCUCGUGAAGGCGGACCCCAGGCGCCGGUUUUCACCGGACUCUAAGAAGCGCAAACCACAAUUCAGGUGGAAGUACUCCUUAGACCCCGCCGAAUCACAUCGGGUCCUUGCGGAGAUCUGCCUCUGGAAUUUGCGGCUGCCGGAAAUACUCGAAGGCACCCCCGAAAUCAUGGCCAAAGUUGAACCGUUCCAGGACCACCCCGAACUAGAGUUCGAUGUCCAUCGGAUAUAUGCCAGGUACGGCCAGGAGUUACUUGCCCAACUACGGUCUUUCAUGCGGGGCUAUGGUCUUCUCGAAUACUCGGCUUAUUUUUGGGCUACCCAUCUGAGAGCGUUGCAUGUGGGAGUCGACAAAGAACUGACACAAGCAAUGGUCGAGAUCUGCGAUGCCUGCCACCAACAUCGCCCGUGGUGGUUCAGAUGCCAAGCGAGGGAACAUGAAGUUCGAAACAGAGAAUUCCCACUCUACCUACCUCUAUGUAUCGCCGAUGACCCUGCCACCACUCCCCUGAUGAUUGCUUCGUAUUUCGGGCUCGUUCCAGCCGUCCAGGCCUUUCUCAAAACCAAGCGUGGUCAAUUGCACGCCAAGGACACUCGGGAUAAGACAGCCUUGGUCUGGGCGGCAGCAUACUGCCACGCCGACGUAGCCAAAGUUCUGGUCGACGGGGAAGCAAGAACGUUGUGGGGUCUUGAGUGGUUACGCACCCGGAAGCGCAUUAUCGAAGAGGCGGAUCACGAGCAGAAGACGCCUCUGAUGUGGGCCGUCGAAGUCGGGUCGGUGAGCGUCGUCAGGCUUCUUCUUGACCACGGCGCCAACAUAGAGGCGCGGAACGGAAACGGUGAAACCCCAUUGAUCCGGGCAUGCACGUGGGAAAAUUCAGACGUUUGCCGAUUGAUCCGGGGGUGCAGCUGGGAAAGCCUAGACGUUCUCCGACUGUUGCUUGAGAGGGGUGCUCAGGUAGAAGCGAGGAGUAAAGAUCGAUAUGGCCGCGGAGCAACGCCGCUGACAGCGGCUAGCCAAUUCAAACCCGCGGACGCCGUGCGGCUUUUGAUUCAAUUCGGCGCGAACGUUAAUGCGCGGGAACCGGAUGGCAUGACGCCGCUGUUGUUUGCCUUGGCACGCGGACGUGAGGAGAAUGCCAAGCUCUUGCUGGAAAACAAGGCGGAUAUUGGACUGAAAAGUAUGCAUGGCGACACAGCUUUGGCAUUGGCCUGCAGAGAGGGCAUGUUGGAUAUCGUCAAGCUGUUGCUGAAAAGGGGCGUCGAUAUCAACGACAAGAGUGCGGCGGGGAUCUCCGCUCUUAGCCAUGCUUGUCAACGUGGGCGUGAGGCCAUAGUGAGAUUUUUGGUCGAAAAAGGUGCAGACAUUGGGUCAAGAUGUGACGAAGGGUGGACGCCAUUGCGCUAUCGUAUGGAGAGGUGCAACAAAGCUUCAAAGUUUAUUUCCAUUGGCAAGUUCUUGCUCGAUAAUGGUGCAGAUAUCGAGGCAAGAGACUCGCACGGCACAUCGACCCUCGCGGCCGUUGCUAGGCGUGGCAACUAUCAUGCUGUCAGGUGGCUGCUCGAAAACGGCGCCGACCCCGAGUCGCAAAACGAAUAUGGGGAGACACCCUUGGUGCAGGCUGCAAUCGCGGGCAGUGACCGAUCGGUUUCGGCACUGCUCCAGGCUGGCGCUAAUGUCAACGUUACCGCACAAGAUGGGAAGUCGGCUCUGCAUCUCGUCAUUGCUUACAAUCAAGAGGCCAGCCUCGUUAAGCAACUGCUCGAUCGUGGCGUGGAUAUCGAGUACAGAGAUAAAGAGGGGAGGACGGCUCUUUCUCACGCCGCCGGCCGCGAGGGGCUUUCGGCAGAGACAAUCGUUGCCAUGCUACUCGAAAAGGGAGCCGAUAUACAUUCAAAAGACGACCAGGGAAGGACGCCCUUUGUUUGGGCCAACGCCAACCCGGUCGGCACCGGUAUUGCCAACCUGUUGGUCAAGCAUGGCGCGGACAUCAUAGACGUGGACGAUGUGGAUACCAUGGCGGCGCUCUCGCUAGCACGUAGUGAGAGGGAAAAGCAGCGAUGGUAUCGCCUCCCCUUGGACGCCUCGGACUCCUCGGACUCCUUUUAA
Messenger RNA from Chaetomium fimeti, 4395 nucleotides. RefSeq names its product ankyrin repeat-containing domain protein. The record is from RefSeq and is a predicted model, not a curated record. Lineage: Eukaryota; Fungi; Ascomycota; Sordariomycetes; Sordariales; Chaetomiaceae. The transcript has 3 exons. Gene Ontology annotation, molecular function: catalytic activity; transcription cis-regulatory region binding; protein binding. The coding region runs from base 1 to 4395 and encodes 1464 amino acids. Gene Ontology annotation, biological process: nucleoside metabolic process; positive regulation of transcription by RNA polymerase II. Gene Ontology annotation, cellular component: nucleus.